AUGUUAAAAAUUCAAAGAACAAAAUUAAAACAACAAUUUGAUCAUAAAAAUAAUAUAAAUACCUCAAUCAAAGAAGGAGAUUUAGUUUUAGUAUGGGAUAGACCUUUCAAAACUCCAUUUGCUCAAUCCAUGAAGAAAUUAGAACCACGUUGGUCUGGACCAUAUGAAGCUUUAGAUAGGUUUUAUAAAUUAAGUGAAUUAGAUAAUACACCAAUGGAAAGGUUAUAUACUAGGGAGAUGUUAAAAAUUUAUUAUGUAUAA
Messenger RNA from Lodderomyces pseudojiufengensis, 261 nucleotides. RefSeq lists its product as uncharacterized. NCBI's taxonomy places the organism in Eukaryota, Fungi, Ascomycota, Pichiomycetes, Serinales, Debaryomycetaceae. The record is from RefSeq and is a predicted model, not a curated record. Bases 1 to 261 code for a protein of 86 amino acids. The transcript has a single exon.